This is a messenger RNA of Sesamum indicum (sesame), 786 nucleotides long. Lineage: Eukaryota; Viridiplantae; Streptophyta; Magnoliopsida; Lamiales; Pedaliaceae. The record is from RefSeq and is a predicted model, not a curated record.
GUUCUGCUUCAGCAGGCAGCCCAGUAAAAAGAGGAAAAAGCAAGGAAGAAAGUGCAUUGGUUCUCGACCAAUCAAGUACAAAAGAACGAUUUGUAAAUGUGCUACUAUUUUCUGAAGCUUUGUUUCUGAGUGAUUGAUGUACUCAAAGACACCCCAGAGCUUGAUGAACAAGAGGCCUCGUGAAGAUUCUAGCAUGGAGAGGCCGAGAAAGAGUCCAUAUGGAGUUGUUAAGGUAGAAGAUGAUGCUGGUGAGACAAAGAUUUUCAAGUUCCGCGUACUUUUACCGAAUGGCACGACGGUUGAGCUCAAAUUGAGCGAGCUGCGCAGUGAAAUGCCAAUCGAGGAGUUUGUUGGUGUUGUGAAGAGGGAAUAUUUUAAUGUCGCGAAGCAAAGAAGGUCUCUAGAACCAAAGAGAGCAAUCAAUUGGAAGUACCAAGACCUAUAUUUUACUGACGUUCAUGCAAAUAAGAUGAGAAUCAAAGUUAAUUUUCAGGAUUUUAUACCAAACACGUGGCACUUCCUCUGGCUUCAUGAUGGGUCAGCCGAGCCUGAUGCAUAUGAGGAAAUGUGGGAUCUUACUCCGGACACAGACUUGUUGAAGGAGCUUCCUGACGACUACACAUUUGAAACUGCCCUUGCUGACCUAAUAGACAACUCCCUGCAAGCUCUCUGGUCUAAUGGCAAAUUUGAGCGAAGAUUAAUAAGUGUGGAAUUGCAAGCAGACAGAAUUUCAAUUUUUGACACAGGACCUGGAAUGGAUGGCACAGAUGGGAACCUGGUGAAGUG